GAGAAGUAAAAACCUUGGUAUUGUAAAAGUUAAAGAACAUCUUAAACUACAAGAUAAAGAAAUGGAAGAGAUUAGGGAAAACUUACCAAUUCUUAAUCGAGAGACAAUAGUUGUACCAAGACAUAAAAAAACAGAUGAGGAACUUGAAAUUCUUAAAGAGGUAUUUGAUCACACUGUAGAUUUACCAAAGGAUGUAGCAAAAAGAUUAUUGUCUU
Entrophospora candida is the source of this 215-nucleotide messenger RNA. The record is from the annotation of a GenBank genome assembly. NCBI's taxonomy places the organism in Eukaryota, Fungi, Glomeromycota, Glomeromycetes, Entrophosporales, Entrophosporaceae.